Messenger RNA from Plasmodium yoelii, 2271 nucleotides. RefSeq lists its product as uncharacterized. Bases 1 to 2271 code for a protein of 756 amino acids. The record is from RefSeq and is a predicted model, not a curated record. NCBI's taxonomy places the organism in Eukaryota, Apicomplexa, Aconoidasida, Haemosporida, Plasmodiidae. The transcript is spliced from 2 exons.
AUGUUAGAUAAUUUAGAAGAUGAUAAAAUAUGUGCAAAAAAAAAAAGAAAAAAAAAAAAAAAAAACGAAAAAAACGAUGAAAAAAAUGAUAAAAACGACGAAAAAAACGACGAAAAAGAUGAUGAAAAAGAAUCUACAGGUUAUGAUAAAAAAAAUAAUUCUUCUAGUUCUAUAAAAACAAAAAAAAAUAUAAAUAAAAAAAUAGAACAAUUGCUAGUUAAUAAUAAGGAGGAACCAGAUGUAGACAUAUUAAUUAAAGAAAAUAUAAAUGUGAAAAAUGAAAAAUCAGAUAUAUCAAAUGAUGAUAAAAAUUUAGGAGAUAAAAUAAAGAAAGAAAAAAAGAAAAAAAAAAAAAAAAAAAAAAAAAAAAACGAGCAAAACGAACAAAACGAGCAAAACGAGCAAAACGAGCAAAACGAACAAAACGAACAAAACGAGCAAAACGAACAAAACGAACAAAAUGGACAAAGUUUACACAUUUCUAAUGUACAAUAUGAUGAAAAAAAAAUAGUCGUUGACAAUAAUGAGAGUUAUAAAAUACCAGUAGAAAAUGCAUCUACUUUAGAAAACUUUGAAAAUGAAAAUUGGUCAGAACAACAGGUGGUAGAACCCGAAAGUGUAGCAAAAACGGAUGAAAAAAAGGGUGAAAAAAGGAGUGAAAAAAAAAGUGAAAAAAGCGAAAGGAUAGACGAAUUAUCAGAAGAUCCGAUGGGAUGUAAUAAAAUAGAAAAUAACAGUUUUGAAAUAAAAAUAUUUGAAAAAAAAAAAAAAAAUGAAAUAGUAAAUAAGGAGGCUGAAAAUAUGAUUGAAAACAAUGAAGAAGGAAAUUCCGAAAAAAUUGUAUCUAAGAGCUUUUCCUUAACUAAUGAAAAAAAAAAAGAAGAAAUAAUUCCAACCAAUAUUAAAUAUUUAGGGACUCUCGAAAGCAAUAUAUGUAUUAUUAAUUCUUUCCAUGAUUUAUCGAGCAUUUCAUGUGAAGACAAAAGUUAUGAGAGUUGCUCGGAUAGUUCAUUUAUUUAUCAAAACUCAAACGAGAAUUUUAAUUUAUAUAAAUAUAUAAAAGAAAAUAACAAUAAUUAUAAAAAAAUAUUAAAAAAUAAUUUAGAUAUAUAUGAAAAGAAAUAUGUUAAAGAGAUUAUAUUAUUUUUAGAAAAUAUAUUAAAACUAUUAAUUGAAAAAAAGACAAAAGAAUCUAUGUUAAUUUUUCAAGGAAAACAGAUUCAAGAAAAUUCAAAUCAAAUUAUGGAAAAAAAAGAAAUAUGUUUUAGUAAUAGUUCGGAAGAAGAUAAUGAAGAAAUUAUUAAAAAUUAUGAAAAGUAUAAUUAUAAUUCACUAGAUGAAACAGAUGAACAAAAAGAUGUAAUACAUUCAAAUAUAAAUAAAAAAGAAAUGAUUCCAUCCAAAAAGGGUAUAUCUAUAAAUAAUACAUCUGACAAUAAUGUUGAAAAAAAUGAAACAGAUAAAAAUAAAUUAUUAUACAAAAAAAAAAAUAAAAUUUAUUCUGUUAUAAGAUCUGAGAAUAUUUCACCUAAUUUUGUUUCAAAUUUAGACACAGAUAAUUCAAUUCGAAAAAAAGACAAAAACAUAGAUGACGAAAAUGUUUUUGAAAAUAUAAAAAAAGAUACAAACACAUAUAAUGAUUUGCAAACAAUAAAAUUAUUUAAAAAUGAAGAAAAAAUUCAAAUAAAAGAAGAUAUUAUAGAUAUUGAAAUAGAUAAAGAAGAAGAUGAAAAUUCUGAUGAUAUUUUUGAAACCAUAUUUAAAUUUUAUAUUACAGAUAAUCAAAUAAAAAAUAAAGGUAAUAAAAAAGAAAAUAUUAAUAACGAAAUAAAUGGAGAUAAAACAAAAGGAAUGAUGAAUAUAGAAUUAUUUUUAACUUUUACUAAAAAUUAUAAAAUAAUAAAAAACUUACUUACGAAAAGUGAAUUGGAAAAAAUAUUUAUAAAUGAAUGUAAAGGAAAUAUAUAUAUAACAUUAAAACAAUUUAAAAAAAUUUUAAAUAUAUGUGGGCAAAUAGCUUUUACUAAACCACCUCAUAAAAAUAAUUAUACAGAUACUAAAAAAAUAUAUUCUUUGUUAAUAUCUUGGCUUAUUAAUAAUUCACCUGAACAUCAAAAAUGUAAACUAAUAAAAUAUAUUCCAUUAAAUUCAUGCACAUUUUUAAAUGAUAGCAAUAAAAGCAAUACCACAAAAUCGAGAGAUGCAAAACAUAAUAUUUUUAAAAGUAGCAAAUCAUCUAUAUCUUUUAAAGACAAAUAUAAAAAAAAGUAA